Amphibalanus amphitrite is the source of this 3454-nucleotide messenger RNA. RefSeq names its product advillin-like. Gene Ontology annotation, molecular function: actin filament binding; phosphatidylinositol-4,5-bisphosphate binding. The transcript has a single exon. The coding region runs from base 461 to 2926 and encodes 821 amino acids. Lineage: Eukaryota; Metazoa; Arthropoda; Thecostraca; Balanomorpha; Balanidae. Gene Ontology annotation, biological process: barbed-end actin filament capping; actin polymerization or depolymerization; cytoskeleton organization. Gene Ontology annotation, cellular component: actin cytoskeleton; cytoplasm. The record is from RefSeq and is a predicted model, not a curated record.
GCAGUGGGCGGCUGCGUGCCACCACUAGACGUGGGCGAGACGGGCACGCAGACGGCGCGGUGCGUCAGCGCGGCGCGGACCGAGCGCGGCGCGGAGCGGGACCCAGAGGUGCCGAGUCUGUGUGUUGUGGUUUGACGGUGACCGGGGAGCGCCAGCCCGGAUUAUACGCGGUGUCGCCCCGUGGCCACUCGCCACGGACCGGUAAUAGAUCGUGCAGUGCAUUGUCAAGUGUUGUGGUGCAGGGUGGCCUGUUCGGCGGUGCAGAGGCGCUGUGUGCCGGGGCCCGCCGGGCGCGGUGUCAGUGCUGGGUGAGCUGCAGUGCCGCGCACCUGUGGCGGAGAGCGCCGCCCGGCCGCAGAUCUGCACAGCGGUGGUCGGCGCCCGAGACGGGGCGCAUACCUGAGUGAGCGGCCCGCCGCGCGCCCCCGUUGGCGGCCGGCCCCGGCGCCCGCCGCCCGACAUGGCCGCCACUGACCCGGCGUUCCGGGCCGUGCCGCGGCGCGCCCCCUGCUUCCUGGUGUGGCGGGUCGAGCAGCUGGUGUUGGUGCCCGUGCCCCGCGACCAGUACGGCCGGUUCCACCGCGGCGACUCGUAUGUGGUGCUGCACUGCGGCGAGAGGGGCGCGCCGCCGUCCGCGCGCGUCCAACAUGCCCCCGGACCGCUGGAGACACACAUCCACUUCUGGCUGGGCUCGGAGACGAGCGCUGAUGAGGCGGGCGUGGCCGCCUACAAGACGGUCGAGCUGGACGAGCUGCUGGGCGGCGGCCCGGUGCAGCACCGCGAGAUCGAGGGCUCCGAGAGCGCCCGGUUCCGCGCCUACUUCCCGGCUGGGCUGCGGAUCCUGGCCGGCGGCGCGGCGGCCGGCCUGACGCACGUAGGAGACAAGUUCGAGCCGGCGCUGUACGCUGUGAAGGGCCGCCGCCAUCCGGUCAUCCGGCAACUCCCGGCCGUCUCCUGGGAGUACGUCAACGACGGCGAUGUGUUCGUACUGGACGCGCGAGAGGCGGUGUUUGUCUGGACGGGAAAACAGGCUAACCCCAUGGAGAAGAUCCAGGCGGCGAGGCUGGCCCAGUCGCUGAAGGGCGAGCACGGAGGAGGAGAGGUGGUGAUCGUGGAGAGCGGCCAGGAGGGCGACCUGUCGCCGGCGGAGCGCGCCCUCUUCGGUCGCCUGCUGCCUCUGAAGGACCGUCACGUUCAGCCGGCUGCGGCGGCCGACAGUGACGAGCGGCACGAGCGGCGGCGCGUGGAGCACCUGCGGCUCUAUCGCUGCAGCGACCACGACGGCUCGCUCAUGGUGAUGGAGGUAAAGUCAGGUCCUCUUCUGCAGAGCGACCUCGACUCUAACGACUCGUUUAUUGUGGACAACGGCGAGCAGGGCAUCUGGGUGUGGGUCGGCAAACGCGCCUCGCACAAGGAGCGAGCUGAGGCCAUGAGGAACGCUCAGGGCUUCAUCAAGAAGAAGGGUUAUGCGCCCAGCACGGCCGUGACUCGAGUCAUCGACGGUGGGGAGCCGAGCGAGUUCAAAACACUCUUCAAGAGCUGGCGCGACCGCCAUGCCGCGGUGGGUCUCGGCAAGACGGCCGUCUCUGGCAAACUGGCGCCGCCGAUCCAGACGAGUUUCGACGCUGCCACGCUGCACGAGAACCGGGCGCUGGCGGCGCAGACGCAGAUGCUGGACGACGGCAGCGGCGAGAAGGAGGUGUGGCGCGUUCAUGAGCUGGAGCUGACGCCCGUGGAGCGGGCCGAGCACGGCACCUUCCUGGACGGCGACUGCUACCUAGUGCUGUACCGGUACCGGGCCGGCGGCGCGGCGCGACAGGUGCUCUACUACUGGCUGGGCGGGCGCGCCUCGCAGCUGGAGCGCGGACAGGCCGCCCUGAAGACGGUCGAGCUGGAUGACCGGCUCGGCGGCCGGCCGGUGCAGGUGCGCGUGGUGCAGGGCCGCGAGCCGCCGCACUUCAUGGUGCUGUUCGGCGGCCGGCUGGUGGUGCUGACCGGCAGCGGCGGCGCGCCGAGCAGCGCCGGGCCGCGACUGCUGCAGGUGCGCGGCGCCGCGCAGGGUGGUACGCGCGCCGUCCAGGUACCGCUCGCCGCUGCAUCGCUCAACUCGGGCGACUGUUUCGUGCUGCACGAGGGCGUGCGCGCCAGCGUCUGGUGCGGCCGCGGGGCGACCGGCGACGAGCGCGAGAGCGCCAAGAAGCUGGCCGGGGAGCUGUGCGCCGAGCCGAGCGUCAUGUACGAGGGCCAGGAGCCAGCCAGUUUCUGGGCGACGCUGGGCGGCCGGGCGCCGUACGCCGGCGAGCGUCCGGCGUCCAGCGAGCAGCCGGCGCACCCGCCGCGCCUGUUCCACUGCUCGGACGCCGGCGGCCGGUUCUCCGUGGGAGAGGUGGUCUCGUUCGAGCAGGCCGACCUGGUGCCGCAGGACGUGAUGCUGCUGGACGCCUGGGACGCCGUGUUCAUCUGGAUCGGCGCCGAGUCGAACGCCACCGAGCGACGCCAGGCCGAACACACGGCGCUCGAAUACCUGCGCACGGACCCGGCCGGCCGCGGCACCGACACCCCCAUCAUCACCGUCCACCAGGGCGCCGAACCGCCCACCUUCACCGGCUUCUUCGGGCCGUGGAGCGACGAGCUGUGGCGCACCCAGCCGGACUGGGAGACGGUGCGGCGCGGUCUGGCCGCCGAGAACGGCGGGCUGGGCCGCGUCAGCCCGGAGGCCGCCGCCGAGACGCUGCCCGUGUACGCGUUCUCGCAGCUGAACGUCAAGGAGGCGGCCCUGCUGCCCAGAGACGUGGACCCGGCCGUCAAGGAGCGCUACCUCUCCCCGGCCGAGUUCAGGGAUGUGUUCGGCAUGACCCUGGAGUCGUUCUCCGCCCUGCCCGGCUGGAAGCGACAGCAACUGAAGAAGAAGGUCGGACUGUUCUGACUUCUGAGCGGCGCUGGGACGUGAUUAUACAGACAUUGGCAGGCGUAUAGCGUGCUUUGGCGAGGAGCGAAGAGAAGAAGAGCUCCUUUCCGAAAUAUGCCAUAGGAGCAUGACGCCCGUAAGAUGAUUUGAUCGGUUAAGUGGUCCAUAUAAAAUGUAUAGUGACAGUGGACAGUGGUUGAUCGUUGUUAAGUGAGCGGUUCUGCUUAGCAGCCGUUUACACCGAUUGUGGAUGGUGUCAAUGUUUGGUAGUGGUCCCGUUUGCCAUACGCUUCACUAUAGCAGUAGGGCCUUGGAUUUGUUCAGUCUGCUUGCCAUCGCAGAUGUGCUUUAUUUAGAUGAGCUAUUUUAUCGUCAUUUUAUCAUUGAUCAAAGUAGCGAAAUAUUUUAUCAGUGAUAGUUUAUAGUAAGCCGUGUAGAUCGAUAAACCAGCCAUACGUUUAAUCAAAUAAUAGGUAGGUAUUUUGAGCUUCAGCAGUUGUCCAAAUGUGGCAGUGUUUUGCAUUAUUAGAUGAAGAGAAAAACCUU